CUCCCAACCUGAAGGGCCGGCCUCGGAAAAAGAAGCUGUCCGUCUCGCAACGCUGCGACUCCCAGAAUACACCAGCAGGCAAGGAGACGUGCAACACAGAGGGAAAGGCCCCUGACAAGGUGAAGCCUGAGUCCAAGGCAGUGCUGUCCAGGUGGCCUAAAGGAAUCAGUAGAGGCAGCAGCUGCUGUAAGAGGGUCUCCCCUAAAGGAAGAACAGGGGGAGGAGGUGAGGAGUGUCCUGAUGAACAGGCCUUCCUAGUAGCUCUGUAUAAAUACAUGAAGGAGAGGAGGACGCCCAUAGAGAGGAUCCCCUACCUGGGCUUCAAACAGAUAAACCUUUGGAACAUGUUUCAAGCAGCAGAGACCCUUGGAGGAUAUGAACUGAUCACAUCGCGCCGACAGUGGAAACAUGUUUAUGACGAGUUAGGAGGAAACCCAGGAAGCACCAGCGCUGCAACCUGCACCAGACGACACUAUGAAAGGCUUAUCCUGCCCUAUGAGAGGUUCACUAAAGGAGAGGAAGAUAAGCCCCUCCCCCUAUCCAAACCCCGUAAAGACCUCACCGCCCAGCAGGAGGUCCCCAAGACCAAGGUUCCCACGGUGACGCAGUGCCCCAAAGCGGAGCAGCACCCAGAAAACCCCCAACCCCCCAGGACUGAACAGGACCCCUGUGCUAAAGGCCUGGAACUCUCACCAGAGUGUGAGGAGAAGGAAAAUAGUCCGGAGGAGGAGGGAGUCAAGGUGAAGCAGGAGGUGCCCCUGCCGGCUGGUGAGGUGAGCAGGAGCACCAGUGAGGAGGAGGAGGAGCCAGUAGCGGUCUGCAUAAAGGAGAGGGUUCUACACCAAGGAGUUUCCUGGGAGAACAACGAGAAGCCACCUUCAGACACCACUACACUCCACUUCUUCCCCGUAGACACUCUCACUCCAAUAAACCACUCCCACCCUCAGGACCAAUGGCAAAAGGAGCUGCCUAACUAUGUCAACCCAUGUCCCCAGGCCAGGCUGGACCAGUCUGGGUUGACUGAGGAGCCCCAGGGCCCUAACCCUGGCAUGGUGGGCAUAGUGGGGGUGGUACUCCCCAUUCGGCAGAGGUCCCUACAGUCCCCCAGGGCUCCAGAGGACACCACAGACAGAGCACAGCUCCCUGGACAGGACCACUCCUGUUACAGAUACUCUACUAUACUCUACCCAGGCAGAGCCCAUCCUGGACCUGGCAUCAACCAUCCAGACACCAACCAUUCAGGCACCAACCCUGGCAUCAACCAUCCAGGCACCAACCCUGGCACCAACCAUCCAGGCACCAACCCUGGCAUCAACCAUCCAGGCACCAACCCUGGCACCAACCAUCCAGGCAUCAACCAUCCAGGCAUCAACCAUCCAGGCACCAACUCUGGCACCAACCAUCCAGGCACCAACCCUGGCACCAACCAUCCAGGCACCAACCCUGGCAUCAACCAUCCAGGCACCAACCCUGGCAUCAACCAUCCAGGCAUCAACCAUCCAGGCACCAACCCUGGCAUCAACCAUCCAGGCACCAACCCUGGCAGCAACCAUCCAGGCAUCAACCCUGGCAGCAACCAUCCAGGCAUCAACCAUCCAGGCACCAACCCUGGCAUCAACCAUCCAGGCACCAACCCUGGCAUCAACCAUACAGGCACCAACCAUCCAGGCACCAACUCUGGCACCAACCAUCCAGGCACCAACCAUCCAGGCACCAACCAUCCAGGCACCAACUCUGGCACCAACCAUCCAGGCACCAACCAUCCAGGCACCAACCAUCCAGGCACCAACUCUGGCACCAACCAUCCAGGCACCAACCAUCCAGGCACCAACCAUCCAGGCACCAACUCUGGCACCAACCAUCCAGGCAUCAACCAUCCAGGCACCAACCAUCCAGGCACCAACUCUGGCACCAACCAUACAGGCACCAACCAUCCAGGCACCAACUCUGGCACCAACCAUCCAGGCACCAACCAUCCAGGCAUCAACCAUCCAGGCACCAACUCUGGCACCAACCAUCCAGGCACCAACCCUGGCAUCAACCAUCCAGGCACCAACCCUGGCACCAACCAUCCAGGCAUCAACCAUCCAGGCAUCAACCAUCCAGGCACCAACUCUGGCACCAACCAUCCAGGCACCAACCCUGGCACCAACCAUCCAGGCACCAACCAUCCAGGCACCAACUCUGGCACCAACCAUCCAGGCACCAACUCUGGCUCCAACCAUCCAGGCACCAACCAUCCAGGCACCAACCAUCCUGGCACCAACCCUGGCACCAACUCUGACACCAACCACCCAGGCACCAUGUCUGAUCUAGCCAAGAAGAAGCUGCUCUCUCAGGUCAAUGGGAACGCCCCUGGGCCAUCUCUGCCCAAUCACUACGCCAUUGGCCCGCCCCCACCCCUCAUCAACACAAGCCUGGCUAUUGGCAACGCAGAGGAGUCGGCCAGUCAGCCAAUAGCAGGCUGUCAGGGUUCCUGCAGCACAGACACAGCUGUGGUCAAACGUCCGUCUGUCAUCCAGCAUGCCCAGAGCUUCAAGCCGCUGUUCUGCGAGACAGGGGACAGGAGGGAGAGGGAGGGCCUGAACAGGAACAUGUAUAAACCAGGGGAACCCUACUCUCCCUGUGACCUGACCCAGCACCAUCCCCUAUCCUAUCCACCCCCCCAGGCUAUACACCAUCCCCAAUCCCAUCCACCCCCCCAGACUAGACACCAUCCCCAGCCCCACCCUAACUCUCACUGUGACCUGACCCAGCCCCACCCUAACUCUCCCUAUGACCUGACCCAGCCCCACCCUAACUCUCCCUAUGACCUGACCCAGCCCCACCCUAACUCUCCCUAUGACCUGACCCAGCCCCACCCUAACUCUAUCUAUGACCUUUACCUACGGAGUCCUGAGACACCCCAACCUGGCCACAUUACCAGAUUCCUGCCUGACUUCUCCCCCUCCACCCCCUCCACCUCCACAGUUUGGACAACCAUACAGAGACACACGUCAGCCAGUUCAUCAGCAGCAGGGAGAGGGAGACAGCCUUACCCAGGGACUGUGAGGCCGCGCCUGGCCCGGAGGGCCGCGAUUCCACUCCUCUAA
Oncorhynchus masou masou (cherry salmon) is the source of this 3092-nucleotide messenger RNA. RefSeq names its product AT-rich interactive domain-containing protein 5B-like. The transcript is spliced from 6 exons. The annotation marks the transcript as partial. Lineage: Eukaryota; Metazoa; Chordata; Actinopteri; Salmoniformes; Salmonidae. Gene Ontology annotation, biological process: regulation of transcription by RNA polymerase II. Gene Ontology annotation, cellular component: nucleus. Gene Ontology annotation, molecular function: transcription cis-regulatory region binding. The record is from RefSeq and is a predicted model, not a curated record.